Molecule: messenger RNA, 6360 nt
Organism: Aspergillus japonicus CBS 114.51
Lineage: Eukaryota; Fungi; Ascomycota; Eurotiomycetes; Eurotiales; Aspergillaceae
Product: putative tRNA-splicing endonuclease
Exons: 5
Coding region: 1-6360 (2119 amino acids)
Biological process (GO): termination of RNA polymerase II transcription
Cellular component (GO): nuclear body
Molecular function (GO): helicase activity; transcription termination site sequence-specific DNA binding
Source: RefSeq, a predicted model, not a curated record
AUGGAGGUCAUGGAUGUUAUCGGAGAGCUACAGUCUCUUCCCGAUGCCAUUCAUAUCCUGUGCCCCAGGCAGCACGAUGACGAUCAUGGACGGUACGACGAUCCCAGUCAAGUAGACGAGUCAGGGAAAACGGUUCAAGAAAUAGUCACGGAGGCCAACAUUCGCAAAGAGAAGUUUCUGUCCUGCAUGCGUAUCCUGGCCUAUAAUCAGGAAGGUGUCGAAGAAGUACAGUCUUGGAUCUGGCGGAAACUAGACGAUUCACUGGAAAAAUGCGAUUUCUGCAUCAAGCAGUAUUAUACAGGGAAGAUCUGGCUGAUGGAGCAGCUAAAAGAGAACUACGACGAUGAGGAUAUUGAAAAGUUUGCCCGCAUGCUUGACGAGUGGGACAUCAAGCGAAUUACGAAGAACUUGGCCACUGCUACGGCGCAACUGAAAGAGGUUCCACCCCAGGAGAUCGGGCUUCAUGUAUUGGACCGAGCAUCCUUGCUUUCAAUCUUCGAGACUCUGAGCUGUGAUGCCAUGUUGCGCAGUGACAGUCUCUUGCAGGAGUAUUUUGAUGAGCCAUUCCGGCUGAUCCAAACAAAGCGCAGUUUGAAGGUGUCCGACUACAUCCCUGCUGUCACCCGCUUCCUGUUCGAGCCCAACCAGAAUCGCAGCUUCUGGGCCAUUCACUCUUGGAUGCGAUAUUCACGCCCCCCGACCGCUGAAGAAUUCGACUGGGCGAUCAAGGAGGGUCUUGUUGAUGCACUCAAAACCGCCUCGCAACAGCCAGCUCAAGUAGCAGUCAUCCAGCGGCUGUGGCGUGGCAUGCAGCUUGUAGUGAAAAGGCUGGAUAAGGAUCAAAUUACCCAUCAACUUCGCGCACUCGAAAUCGAUCCUUGCCGUCUCUCUGUGGACCACCUUGGUAUCCCUUCACCGGGCUUACGGUUCUUACUCAACACGAUACAAAUCUUCUUGGAAAAGGCGCCAAUUGAUUUCUGGGAUGCUAUGCAGACGAUUUCACCUCAAGCUCUCAUUGAACUCGUGUUCUACAACCCUCAGCUGGAUGCGUUUCUGAUGCAGGCCACGGAGGGUGAGCCGUUCGAAAAGUCUGCUAUGAAAGAUAUGUUAUCAUGGAUUAGUCCGUUCAUGUCGUCUCUCAAAGGAGCGCAUCAACCCUCAGCUUGCAGAUCCCUUGUCUACCAACUUCUCGACCGACUGCAGGACUCACGGUUCCCCAAUCUGGCCAGGUAUCAUUGCUUCCACACAGGUCUGGUCAUUCUCCUUCAUACCCUUCGCAGCUUCACCGACCAUGAAUCCUCAAGAGGCUCCGUGGCUCGCAUCGUACUGUCCGAAACGCUAGGUGUUGUAAGCGCAAAUAUUGAGAGGAUACUGCGUCCUCCCCAGUUUGCGGUUGAGCAGGGACGCCAGCGAGAGAUCUCAUCCUUGUGUAUGGACGUCAUCCGUAAUACGCUUGCCCUGGAGUGUCAGUCCCUCAAGAGUGACUAUGAAGUGAUCCUGCACCAGAACACCCUCCAACAUGGAGUUAGUACAUACUCUGCUGCGAUCUGGGAUGCGGUUGUUAGACAUCUCCACGAAGAUAACUUAGCUCUCUCAACCUCUGCUUUGCUUGGUAUAUUACCUCUUGUUGGCCUUGAGAAGUUUCCCACGAAAGGAGAGUCAAAUCCGGAGAAAACUCACUUCAAUGUGAUUUACGGUCAUUUGACCAAUCUGUCUUGUCAAAUCAUCGAGCGCCUUGCAGAUUUCAAGCCUGAACAUUUGAAUGAGCUAUUCAAGAGCCAGGAUACUAGCAGUGCUUUAAUCUCCGCCCUGUUUGCAGCUGAUCUGGACACAUAUCAGGCUGCCGUGGAUCUGAUCAAAAACGUUAGUGGUCAAUCAGCUCGGAGAGAUGCGAUCUCACACCUGCUGGAAUCUUUUUUCACGACAACUAUGUACGGCUUGAGCUGGUCAUUCCGACGUAUCUCGAAUAUGAAGACGUUUGCCUCCGCACCAAGAAUGCUGCAUACGGGCACAGAUAUUAUCGACAUCCUGUGCGAUAGUCAAACUGGUAUGCUCAGAACCCGCAAAUUGGCCGAUCGACGGGAGAUACUGUCACUGCAGAAGCUCUGGGAGUAUUUAUGGCAAGCUUUGACUACGAUAUUUGACUGCACGGAACAAUGGCACCUCCGAGGUAAUGACAAGGCCGUCAUGCUGGAAUUCUGCCGGGACAGCAUUCAGUUUGCCGAUCUCCUUUUCGGUCAAUAUGGUGUCUUUCUUAGCGCUGUAGUCGAUGCAGACCCGAGUUCAGAAAGUUCCGCGCGAGAGAAUUUUCUCAAGGCCGCAACUACAACCAUGAGCGCGAUGGUCAAAUGGCUUCGCUUGAAGGACGAGUACUUGGCGACAACUUUAGUUGGACUUGUGUCGAAGAUUCUGCGACGUUUAGGGGAGCUCAGCGUCACGACUGUUAAGCAAGAUGCAUUGAGCUUCAUUGAGGGCGUCGCGGUGAACUAUACCGUCAAGACAAUAUUGACCUUGCGGGAGAAAGCGGAGCUUGUACAGGCCCUAGAAGCUUAUUACAAGAAACCCAUUGUCACCGCAUCAACAGCCAGCCUCAAGAAGCAGAGCAUGAUCACCUCCUUCGCCAAACCCGUUGACCCGACGGCCACUCCCAGCCCUCCAAAAUCAGCUGAUGAAUUUGAUGAUAACAUUCCUGACGAUGUCCUAUUACAAAUGUCGCGAUCUGUCGAAUUAAACAAAGAGAGGCUUGCCAUCGAAGCCAAAAAGAAGGCAGAGAGAGCGGCGAAGGCUUUGCCUGCCAUUCCUAAGCCUGCUCCGGCUCCUCUAAAGCCAAACGUGUCCAUUCAAGCUUUCCGCGAGAAGCGUGAAAGGGAGCGGGAGGCGAAGAAGAAACGUGACCUAGCGGAGCUGGCACGAUUGAAGAGGAGUCAGCCAGCAAUCGGCGUUGCUGAGCAGACCGCUGAACAGGGCUCCGGCUUGCUAGGACUUGGGGUCAAGGGCAAAGAUCACAACGUCCCCGCUGAUAGUAUGAUGGUUUCCUCGGGAUCAGAGUCUGAGUCUGAAAGCGAAGAUGAGCUUGACAAGGAACUAUUCGGCGCCAAGUCGCGCUCAAAGCCCGACGCCGUCAAAGCUUAUGAGGAGAGCAAGCGGAUGUCCUUGAAACAACAAGGACCCGUGAAGAAGAUCAAGCAAGUUCGGUCCGCUAAAGACAUGAGAGCACGACUGGCGCCUGAUUUAUCCUCGCUGCAUCGCACAAUCCUUGGUUGGGAUUUCUUCGCUAAUGGUGAUCUUCCUCCAAAUUCCGGACGGACAGAUUACAGUCUGGUGUCCAAUGCUUUCAGAGACCCCAUCGAAUACCAGAGAACCUUCGAACCCCUCCUCAUACUGGAAGCCUGGCAGGGAUUCCAAUCGUCGAAGGAAGAAGGUUCAUUUAAGCCGUUUGAGAUCAAGGUGGCCACUAGACUGUCUGUGGACUCCUUUGUGGAAGUGAACACUGCCGUGUCAGCUCUCGAGGCUAAAGACUUUGGCAUAGGAGAAGCAGACAUCGUCUUGCUCUCUAAGGCCAGGUCGCCGACAGCGGACUCGUCUGCGCCUCAUUGUCUCGCUAGAGUCUCUGGAAUCAAGAGGAAGAAGGGUACCGUCGAGAUCUCGUACCGGGUCAAUCCAGGUAAUCCUUUCAUCAACUCCCUGGGCCCUGGUACUUCAAUAUGGGGUGCAAAGAUCACUUCAAUGACUCCACUCGAGCGCGAGUAUGGUGCUCUCAAGGCUCUUCAAUACUAUGACCUGUGCGAGGAGAUUAUCAAAGCGAAGCCGUCACCUAUCCUCAACUAUUCAGAUGCGAGUCUUAAACCUAUCGCUGAAAACUACAACGUCAAUCCUGCCCAGGCCAAAGCAAUUAAGUCGGCUCUGGACAAUGACGCUUUCACACUCAUUCAAGGACCCCCCGGUUCUGGAAAGACGAAGACUAUUGUGGCCCUCGUAGGUGCUCUUCUGAGUGGCUCCCUUGGCAAUCAAGGAGUAGCAAUCUCACGCCCCUUGGCUUCGAGUAAUGCUAGACCUGGUGGGAGAACCACAACUUCGAAGAAGUUGCUUGUCUGUGCUCCCAGUAACGCUGCCGUGGAUGAAUUGGUCAUGAGAUUCAAGGAUGGCGUAAAGACCAUAGAUGGUCGUCAAGAGAAAUUGUCCGUCAUUCGUCUUGGAAGAAGUGAUGCCAUAAAUGCCAAUGUGCUGGACGUCACUUUAGAUGAGCUCGUCAACGGGAGACUAAGCCAGACAAGUAACAAAGACCCGGGCGAAAGAGACCUGCAGAAGAUCUACAUGGAACACAAGGCUGCCGAUACGGCCUUCAAGGAGACACGUGCCAAGAUUGACCAAUGCAGAGCUCAAGGCUUGCCUGUGCCCGAAGAGUUGGAAAGAGAAAGUGAACUCUACAAGAAGAAAAAGACCCAAUUGAGUCAGGAAAUUGACAACGCAAGAGACAAAAACCAUUCAGCGGCGCGUGAUGCUGAUUUGAACAGAAGACGCAUCCAGCAAGAAAUCAUUGACGGUGCUCACGUCAUCUGUGCGACGCUCAGCGGAAGUGGACACGAGAUGUUCCAGAAUUUGAGCAUUGAAUUUGAGACGGUUGUCAUCGAUGAAGCAGCACAGUCGAUUGAGCUGAGCGCUCUCAUUCCCUUGAAGUAUGGGUGUUCCAAGUGUAUUCUUGUUGGUGAUCCGAAGCAGCUGCCACCUACAGUUCUUUCAAAGGUCGCUUCCAAGUUCCAGUAUGAGCAGAGUCUGUUCGUCAGAAUGCAGGCCAAUAACCCUAGGGAUGUGCAUUUACUUGAUAUUCAGUACCGUAUGCAUCCCGAGAUCAGUGCAUACCCUAGCUCUGCAUUUUAUGAUGGCAAGCUGCAAGAUGGCCCCAACAUGGCUCGCCUUCGCGCUCGCCCCUGGCAUCAGAGCGAACUUCUGAGCCCUUAUAGAUUCUUCGACGUGCAAGGACUUCACCAGAGCGCUGCCAAAGGUCACUCUCUGAUCAACUUGGCGGAACUUCGUGUAGCGAUGCAGCUCUAUGAGCGUUUGUUGGCAGACUUCAAGGGCUAUAACUUCGACGGCAAGAUUGGCAUCAUUACACCCUACAAAGGUCAAUUACGCCAGCUCAAGACGCAGUUCUCUGCCAGAUACGGAGAAUCUAUUCUCAGCAGGAUCGACUUCAACACCACGGAUGCUUUCCAGGGUAGGGAAAGCGAGGUGAUCAUAUUCUCUUGUGUCCGAGCCUCCAAUAAAGGCAUUGGUUUCUUGGCUGAUAUUCGUCGUAUGAAUGUCGGUCUGACGCGUGCUAAAUCGUCACUCUGGGUGCUUGGUAACUCACAGUCCUUGGUCCAGGGCGAGUUCUGGAAUGGCUUAAUCAAGGACGCCCGCAGAAGAAACGUGUACACAGACGGCGAUGUUCUGUCAAUACUCCAGCGACCGCAGUUCACCGGGUAUAAGAAUGUUGAAAUGCUGGACUUAGAAGCACCAGAAUCUGCGCCUCUCUCAAGAGCAACAUCGGUUGGCUCCAUCUCUCGGCCUUCCUCGGUUUCUCGCGAGAAGUCGGAAUCGCCCUUCCCUGCAUCAGCAUCCGGGAAAGGCACACCGCCGCCUCCCCUCCCCGAAGGUCCAUCCGGGGGUGGUAAUGGACUGGACGUAACACGCACGUGUGGGAUCUGUGGAAGCUUCGAUCACAUGACGCACAAUUGUGACAAUGACGACGCGAAGGAGGCAACCAGGGGCACCUGCCUUAGGUGUGGUGCGACAGGCCACACGCGUGUCAAUUAUAAAUGCCGUGCUGGCACGAGCUUAUCGAGACAGGAGAAAGCAAGGAUUAAUCGGGAAGAAUUCCAUCUUUCUCAGCGGCAAAGGCAACGGACCGAGCAACAGCGACGUAGGCAACUUGGCGGGCACGAUCCGAAGGUGCCUAUGGUCCAAGCGACCAAUGGGCCUUCGCCGCAAGACCGGAAAGACUCUGAGCAGAUCAAGGUUGAGAACCGCGAUCUUCCAGGCAAACGAAAACGCUCCGAUUCACCUGUACUGGAUGCUUCCAACUCAUCACGACCGCGGAAGGAUGGUCCGAAUUCAGCAUUCGUGAAUGCUCCCAAGGGUCCUCGACGCAAGAUUGAUGCAAACAUUCCUCCUAAGACAGAGGACUUGGUAAAGCCGUCUCGCGACGGACCUGCGUAUAACUCGAAUUAUGGACAGUCCCACCAUGGACCCCGGCCGGGCCAAGGUUCUGCAGGUCCUGCCCCACGCCCUCCGCAGCCAAGACCUGGCAACAACUCCAGACCCCCCAUGAUGCGCAGGAAGAAGGAAGCCGAUCCGUUUAUAAGACCGAAGCGAAGAUGA